AAAGUCAAAUUAAAACUUUCACUAACUAAAAUGGCAAGACAAUUUUUAUUCAAUGCGAUUAUAUUUCAAUUUACAAGUUAUAAGGCUUUCAAGAUGUUAGGUUCACUUUUAGAGCUGACCGAUGACUUCUUUGCUUAUAAUUUAAAAUAUUUGUUUCUUGUCGGAUUAUGGCCGGAUGAUCCUUGGGCCAAAGCGCACCCAACUCUGUACAAAAUGUACGAAAAGACUACGCACGUACUAUCAAUUAUUUUCAUGAUUAUUAGUGGCAUCGGGACCUAUCGUAUAAAGAAUGACGUUGUUCUGUUCAUGACCAACUUAGACAAGUGUCUGGUCGCAUACAAUUUUGUCGCAAAAGUGGUUAUUUUCGUUUUCAAACGCAGGCAGGUUGAGAUUCUGAUUUCCGAGAUUAUUAAUUCAGGCGAUCAGUUAACCGAAGAGCGUAAAAAGAUGAUGUUGAUGAUGAUCAUAAUUGUAACUGGAUUGAGUACGUCUGUAGUAGGUGCGUUUAGUGCUUUAGCUAUGUAUCAUAACGAAAUGUCUGUAGAGUCUUGGAUGCCCUUCGAUCCGAGGGAAAGCAAGAUGAAUUUGCUGACGGCAUCUCAACUGGUGGCCAUUACCAUUGUGGUGCCGGUGAUUUACCGAGGUAUAGCUAUGCAAGGGAUAGUCUGCAGCUUGACAAUGUACUUGUGCGACCAGCUGGUCGAACUGCAAGAUAGGAUCAGGGCGCUGGAGUUCACUUCUAUGACUGAAGGAGCUGUGAGAAAGGAAUUUAAAGAUAUUGUAAAAAAACAUGUUCGGCUGAUGGGGUACACUCAAGAUAUGAAUACAAUUUUCGAAGAGUAUUUCUUGAUCCAGAACUUAGCGGUCACUUUAGAAUUGUGUCUCAAUGCUUUGAUGGCUACAAUGGUUGGAUUCGAGCAGAAAACUCUGUUGGCUACUUUCUUUGCCUUUUUGUGUAUCGCUUUGAUGAAUGCAUACAUUUAUUGCUAUUUGGGUAAUGAGAUGAUUAUUCAGAGUGGGAAUCUUGCAUUGGUGGCAUACGAAUCUUCGUGGAUAUCAUGGCCAUUGGACCUGCAGAAAGAUUUGUUGAUCCUUCUGAGAGUAGCCCAGAAACCGCUGUAUUUGAGUGCUGGAGGCAUGGUCGCCAUGUCUAUACAGACUUACAGUCAGCAUGUCGCCAUUCUGGACAUCGAUGAGACUAGAGGGACUGCGUUCCAAAACGAGUUAAACGCUGAAUAUGGCGCCAAUAAGAGCAAGUUCUACCAGUGCGACGUCACGAACGACGAUCAGCUGUUUGCGGCGUUCCAGUCCGUCGUAGCGGGCCAUGGGGGCCUCGACCUGGUAGUCAACAAUGCUGGCAUCAUGAACGAUGCCCCGCACGUGUAUAAAAAAGAAAUUGCGAUUAACGUGACUGCUCUGAUCACCAGCACCUUGAAAGCCCUAGAGCUGAUGCGUACAGACGAAGGCGGUAAAGGAGGCACCGUCAUCAACAUAGCUUCUGCCGCCGGCCUUUGCCAGGUGUCAGUCAUGCCCAUCUACUGGGCCACCAAGUCGGCAGUUCUCCAGUUCAGCAACUGUAUUGGUAAAGAGGACUACUACGAGAAGACUGGCGUCCGCGUCCUGGCAAUGUGUUUUGGAGCCACCGAAACCAGUCUCAUCAGCGGUCAGAAGCUGGGUUCACUCGAUAAGAGCAUGGCCGGCGAAAACAUAUCCAGUCUAAUUUAUGAAUCCUAUGUACAACGCAUGGAAUCAGCAGCUCAGAGUGUGAUAGAAGCGUACAAGAAAGGCUCCAGUGGAAGCACCUGGAUCUCAGUCCGGGACCUACCCGCUAAGGACAUUACUGACAACGUCAAUAGGGCGUAUGAGAUCUUGGGCGAACAUUUUUGGCCAUGA
Messenger RNA from Cydia amplana, 1893 nucleotides. It is a transcript of the gene Or-18, whose product is annotated as odorant receptor 46a-like. Gene Ontology annotation, cellular component: cytoplasm; membrane. The record is from RefSeq and is a predicted model, not a curated record. Gene Ontology annotation, biological process: sensory perception of smell. The coding region runs from base 31 to 1893 and encodes 620 amino acids. Lineage: Eukaryota; Metazoa; Arthropoda; Insecta; Lepidoptera; Tortricidae. Gene Ontology annotation, molecular function: oxidoreductase activity, acting on the CH-OH group of donors, NAD or NADP as acceptor; odorant binding; olfactory receptor activity. The transcript has 8 exons.